This is a messenger RNA of Apodemus sylvaticus (European woodmouse), 2613 nucleotides long. RefSeq names its product chromosome 9 C2orf88 homolog (gene Akap19). The coding region runs from base 351 to 671 and encodes 106 amino acids. Lineage: Eukaryota; Metazoa; Chordata; Mammalia; Rodentia; Muridae. The record is from RefSeq and is a predicted model, not a curated record. Gene Ontology annotation, molecular function: protein kinase A regulatory subunit binding. The transcript has 2 exons.
CGCCGCACCUUUUCCGGCUUCGGCUCCCGCCCAGACACCAGCGCCCUGGGGAGCAGCACCCACUCUGGGAGCCCGGGCUGCGGCCAGGGGCAUGAGAACAACCAAGCGCCCGCGCCUCCUCGGCCGAGGCCGCGCACACUUGCGAUGGCGGUGCGGCUUGCCCGCCGCAGUGUAGGGUAAACGCAAGACGUGAAGAGUAGUGAAAGGGACUAACUAGUGCUUGCCAAAGGGACCUGAGAGGAAGGCCAGGUCAACACCGUGUGGACAGCCCUGCACUGUUUUCCAAAGAUGCUCUUGAAGUAGUAGUCCUCAUUAACACAGCUUGCCUUCACCUGCCAAAGCUCGUCAUCAUGGGCUGCAUGAAGUCCAAGGAAACGUUCCCAUUUCCUACCACAUUAGACAUCGACAAGCUACAUGAGAGCGAAGAGGCCUUUAUGCCAGAUGCCAGCUGUCAAUACAGGACACCUUCUCCAGAUGAACAACAGCACGUCCAGGAAGUGAAGAAAGUCUCAGAGCCCAGUGCUCUCAUUGGUGCCGUGAUCCUUGAGUUCGCAGACCGUCUGGCCAAUGAAAUUGUGGAGGAUGCCUUACAGCAGUGGGCAUGUGAAAACAUCCAGUACUACAACAUCCCGUACAUCGAGAGUGAGGGCUCUGACGUCACCAUUGACUGAUGAUACUCAACUGUGCUCUGGAUGUAGUCGGUGCUAGUUAAAUACAUGAGAUAAGUUUGCAAAUUCCAACUGGAUGUUAAACUAUGAUAUUAAUGAUAGUUUAUUAUGAUAUAAUAUCUAUGAUAUUAAUGUAGGGAUGUUUAUGAUGAAAUAUAAUUUUAAGCAGUUCUAUUAUUUUAGCAUCAAUGUAUAUCUGCUUGAUAUCAAAUUUUGGUCACAGAAGACCUGGAACAAGGUAUUAUGCCACCCAGCCAUUAGCUGUCUGUCAUACCAUGCUCUUCCUAGGGCAGGAAUGACAUCACCAAAGAAAAUGUUAAAUAAAAAGUGCCCAAGUUCCAAAUGGUUAUUUUAAGGGGUUGACUUUAAAAUGACUAUUUUUGUUAAUUUAUACCAAAAAAAGAAAAAAAAAAGCCCAGAACAUGAAAAGGGAAUUUCUUUAAAAUGCAAAAAAAAAGCAAGCAACAGAACUCCAGCCAUAGUAAUUCACAACAUGUGUGCUGUCGAAACCAUUUGUGUCAAGGACUGCCCACUUCCUGACACCUAUAACCUGCCAUUAGAAAACUCCCAGUGGAGAGGACUGCUUUGAUUGUGGUUCUCAGUAGGAAGUCUAUUUUUGUAGAUGGAAAGGGUAGCAGACUCAGGGUCAUGCCACAGCUGUUACUGGGUGAUUUAAACUUUGCAUGUUAUAGCCUUCUUUAAAAGAUAAUUUAUAGAAGUAAUCUCUUUGGUACCUUUUAUUCAGUAAAUCUUAAAAAUGACAGAAAUUUAGUCUGCAAGGUAAAAAUUUAAGCCUGUUUUUUAUGGCUAACAAUGUAUAAAGAACUGACUGCAGUGCUGGUACAGAGGUAGAUGUGUAGCUGUACACGAGGACUUGCAAUUCUCUUACACUCCUCUCAAAGGGAGCACCUGUGUGGGAUUUAGCAGUCACUUGUGCCCUCAGAACACUCUUAGCUACAUACUCUCCUCCUGAAUGGAGAGCUUGUGUGGGUUGUAGCAGUUAUACAUGUCCACAGAAUACUUUUAUCCAUAUUGUAGAAGUGUUUUAAAAAAAACUAUCAUAUGCUUUAUCUUUUAAAUCUUAACUGUUUAAGAUUUAAACAGUAACAGAAGACUUAGAACAAAGUCAAUAGAAGAGGACUAAGUGUCUAGAAUUAUCACCAAGUUGUGCUAAACACGGAGUAAGAGGAAAUGGGGCCCAUCUAUACCAGUCCUUCAAGGAUACGGUUUAUCAGCAUUCUUGAAAUCCAAAGCCAUUGAAGAAAGGCUUUUGGUAUCAUUGUGAGUUAACAGGCACUUGACUUUAUCCAUAGUGGGAAAUGCUGCCUCUAGUUUUAUAGUAAGACAUUGAAACAUAACUCAAACAGUGUGAAUUCUCUAAGUCUUAGGAGCAGAGAGGUUAUUAAAAUUAGUGACAUCCAUCGUUCAGUUUCCUUUCAGAACUCCAUUCAUUCUGUUAGUUUCACUAAACCCUGGGAGUCACAGUGCUCCACCACACACAGUGCCUCAUACACUGGUGAUUAGACAGCUUACAGAACUGCAAGCAACCACUCCUAUUCCUAUGCCUUCUCCAUUUAGUUCAUGGAGCAGUUUAGUUUCCAAACUAUGUCUAUACUGAUGAUUCAGGCAAAAGCCCUUAGGUCAUUCAAUUGGUUUCUCAUAUGAACAUGUCUGUUGCAAAGUUUCUUGUUAUUUAACAAAUAUAAUUAGGUAUAUAAAAUAAUAUAUAUGUUGGUCAGAACAUGAAAAUAUAGUCUACACAGAGAUAUUGGCAAAUGAGUAUGGGUUGAGUAUUUCAACUUCAGGUUUCUUCUUUGUCCAAGAGUGGAGCCUGCCCAGUCCACAUCUAGCUAGAUAUCUGCUCCCUGUUUCACAGCUAUAGUUUAAGCAACUAUGAUCAACAGUUUCAUCACAAAAGCAAGCACUGUCCCCUCACUCUGAGUCA